Amphimedon queenslandica is the source of this 801-nucleotide messenger RNA. RefSeq lists its product as uncharacterized. The coding region runs from base 87 to 668 and encodes 193 amino acids. The record is from RefSeq and is a predicted model, not a curated record. The transcript has 3 exons. NCBI's taxonomy places the organism in Eukaryota, Metazoa, Porifera, Demospongiae, Haplosclerida, Niphatidae.
GGAGUGUACCUAGUUAUAUUCCAUCAGACUAUCCCAUUAUCACAUAUGAGAUAGGGUAUCAUGCCUUACAGUCUGGUAAUUGUUUGAUGGCAUAUGAUGAUGAGUACAUAAAUACUGAAAUAUUGCAACUUUAUAAUUCAACCAAUGGCAAUACAUUUAUUAACAUUAGUGGUCUAAAUGAUAUGUCUUACUUUAUUUUUGGUGUACGUGCCUACACUAGUAAUGGAUAUGGAGAUUGGACAGUUAUUGUUAAUGAGACACUAAAACUACCACCACAACAAACAUGUAGCUGUUCAUCAAUCAGUGAUACAACUGUUAGUGUUAUUGCUCUUGGUGUGUUUGUAGCUGUAUUGUCGAUUCUACUAAUUGUCAGUGUCAUUUUCAAUAUCUGCUGCUUUAUGAAGAAGAAAAGUCUAUUUACUACUAAUAAAUUUAUUCACUAUUAUCAUAGAGCUGAUGAUAAUAUUGCAAUGCAAGUAUGUGAACCAUAUGAAGUUCACAGGACUAAACUUAAGAAAAAGCAGACAAAAGUUGAUGAUGAUAUUGCAAUGCGAGUUUGUGAACCAUAUGAAGUUCACAAAACAAAACUAAAUGAACAAAAUGCAAGAGUCUAUGAUGAAUGUCAAGCAUCACCUGAUGUUGUUGUUUAUGAACGUAUACCACAAUAAAUGUGCUACAACAAGUUAAUACUGUUGAGUAACUGUUAAAACAUUUCCAUUAGCAGUAGUAUAGCAAUACUUAUAUAGUUUGUGUGAAAAGGUGUUUAGUUUUAUGAGUAUAGCUUUGACUCAGCAAAUUACA